UGCAUCCUCCCUCCUUCCUCGAGCAUACAUAUCAUCAAUUCACCACAUUUUCUCCCCCCAAAAAAGAAGUAAACAUUUAUUGUUCUUCAUCUGCCCGGCCUUUACGGUCAAAAACCAAAAUGCCUCAAGCUGCUAGAAUGAUCCAAAUCAAAGUGGCUGACCGUACCAUAAGAGCCAGGCUGAUGGAGGAAGAGAAUCCGGAGGUGGUGAAGCUAGUGUGCGCCCAGCUUCCUCUCAGAAGCUUUGCCCUCCACACCAACGUUUCCGGCCAAGGCCUCGUGCUGCCGACUCCAAUCACUUACGUUGGAGCCGGCCACAUGGUGGACCGCCACCCCGGGUCGAUCUAUCUCUUCGCCCCGGGACAGUCCAUCGUGAUCACCUACGGCGACACCAAGGAGAGCGCUCCCGUCAACAGAUUCGCUGUCGUCCUCAAGGAAGACAUGCGGGACCUGCGGGCCGCGGGGAAGUCCGUUUUCGACUCCACCCUCGCCGCGGCCCAACACAGCAUUGUCCCCGCCACCGUCAGCAUCUGCGACGACGCGGACGGCGUCCGCGUGACACCGUCCCUCGCGCUACCCGAGGCGGCCCCGAAGUUCACCGGGGGGUGGAAGAGUGUGGAAGCACUCUUCCGCCACGAAGCGAAGCGGGUCCUGCAGGAGGAGCCCGACGAAGUGUUUGCCAGCUUCGCGGGGUUCGUCCCCACGGGGAUGGGGACGGGAGGGAACGUCCUCCCGGUGUGGAUGCACACGUGGUGCUGUCUGAUGACGGACGGCCCGAGCACCCUCUACCACUUCCUGAGAGACUCCGACCUCCCGAGCAUGACGCUCCCGAUGAUGAAGGACCUCACGCGCUACCACUUGCUCCAACCCUUCAACCACUUCGAGUUCCUCGCCGACCUCGGGCUCCCCAAGUUCAAGGCGUGGGGGAAAAUGUAUUCAUCCGCGCUCGCCGACUUGGAGUCGCUGGAUGAGUACAAGCAGCUCACGGCGGCGCUGUUGACCCUCGUGAAUGUGUACCUCCGCCGCGUGCAGUCGCGCUUCCCGUUCCACCUCGGCAGAGCUUUCCCGCGCGUCAGCAAAGAUGAGAUCCUCAAGCUCUCCGGCCUCUGUUAUUGAUCGAGCUAGUCGUCGUCGUGUUUGACCGGACCAUGCCAUAAUAAAAAGUUAGUUCAUCCGUGAGGGGAACUCUUCUUGAAAAAUAAAAGCCCCUCGUUUUCGAGAGAGGAAAAAUAAUAAUUAAAAAUAGAUAAAUAACAUGGAGUGAUGGAGUAAUGUUAUGGCCUAUUGGUGUUAAAAAAAUUUACUGCAUUUUG
This is a messenger RNA of Cuscuta campestris, 1312 nucleotides long. NCBI's taxonomy places the organism in Eukaryota, Viridiplantae, Streptophyta, Magnoliopsida, Solanales, Convolvulaceae. The record is from the annotation of a GenBank genome assembly.